AUGUGGGUUACGACGCUAGGAAUUGUAAUACACAUAAUAUUUUUAUCAUCUGUAUUCGAUAUAUAUUUUAAAUCACCAAUUAUUCAUGGAUUGAGCCCUCAUUACAUACCAUUGCCUCCUCCCGCGAAAAGAGUUGUUUUGUUUGUUGCUGAUGGACUGAGAGCAGACAAAUUGCUAGAACUUAAUGAGAAAGAAGAAAGCAGAGCACCUUAUUUGAGAAUUUUAGGUUCCAAAGGAAAUCAUAUAUUUAUUAAUACUUAUGAUGCUAAAGAAGAGGAUUUUGCAGGAGCUGAUUCAUCUAAACUUGAUACUUGGGUUUUUGAUAAGUUUCAUGAUUUUCUAAAGCAUGCAGAGCAAAAUAAAACAUUGAAGCAUCUUCUUUCUGAUGAUCAAAUAAUAUUUUUUUUACACCUUCUUGGUUUGGAUACAAAUGGACAUUCUCAUAAACCAGGAUCACAGGAAUAUCUACAAAAUAUUAAUAUAGUAGAUAAAGGAGUCCAGCAAUGUGUAAAACUUAUUGAAGAUUUCUAUGAUGAUGAUAAACAGACUGCUUUUAUUUUUACUUCUGAUCAUGGAAUGACUGAAUGGGGAUCACAUGGAGCAGGACAUCCCCACGAAACACUUACUCCUUUAAUUGCUUGGGGUGCAGGUAUAAGAGGCCCUCUAGGAACAGGAAAAGAUGUUUAUCAUGAUGGUUUAUCUGAAGAAUGGAAAUUAACAUAUGUACGUAGAGUUGAUGUAAGUCAAGCUGACAUUGCACCUCUCAUAUCAAUUUUAAUUGGUGCACCUAUUCCUAUUAAUUCUGUGGGAGUAUUACCUGUAGAAUAUCUGUCAACAGAUUGGUAUUAUAAAGCUACGGCUAUUAUAACAAAUGUUAAACAGAUAUUAUCUCAAUAUGAAUUCAAAGUAUGGGAAAAGAAAUACACUUCAUUACCUAUAUUUUAUCGUCACUUUAGGGAUUUAUCAACUCAAAGACAAGAUGAGCUCUUAAAAAUGAUAGAUACAUUAAUGAAACAGUCAAGAUAUAAAGAUGCAAUACAAGUUGGCUUAAAACUUAUUGAACUUGCAUUAAAAGGAAUUAAUUAUUAUCAAAAGUAUGAUAGAUUUGCAUUAAAGUAAGUAUGAAUAAAAUUUCUAA
This is a messenger RNA of Centruroides sculpturatus (bark scorpion), 1138 nucleotides long. RefSeq names its product GPI ethanolamine phosphate transferase 1-like. Lineage: Eukaryota; Metazoa; Arthropoda; Arachnida; Scorpiones; Buthidae. Gene Ontology annotation, molecular function: mannose-ethanolamine phosphotransferase activity. The record is from RefSeq and is a predicted model, not a curated record. The transcript is spliced from 10 exons. Bases 1 to 1119 code for a protein of 372 amino acids. Gene Ontology annotation, cellular component: endoplasmic reticulum membrane. Gene Ontology annotation, biological process: GPI anchor biosynthetic process.